AUGCCUCCCAUUCCAAUACCUACCACUCCAAGAAUCGUCAUAUAUUAUCAGACGCAACACCAUCCUGAUGGCAGAUCAUGUUCCAUAUUACCCGUCAUCACUCAGCCAAAUAUUGCCGUAACGCAUGUGAAUGUCGCGGCAAUCCAUCUCAAUGAUCCCCCAGGAAAUAUAACUCUGAACGACCAUGUACCUCACCAUGAACGAUACAUGACAAUGUGGGCCGAGCUCCGAAUUCUUCAAGCCUCCGGAAUAAAAGUGAUGGGAAUGCUUGGUGGGGCAGCAAAAGGUUCAUUCACUCGACUUGACCUAGACGAAGCCACAUUCGAACUCUACUACAUUCCUCUGCGGAACCUUAUUCGCGAACGCGGUCUCGAUGGUUUAGAUCUAGAUGUCGAGGAAGAGAUGUCACUCGCUGGAAUCAUACGAUUGAUUGAUCGACUGAAGGUAGAUUUUGGGUCUGCGUUUAUCAUUACGCUUGCGCCUGUUGCUGCAGCUUUGAUAUCUGAACGCCCGGAGCACAAUUUGAGUGGGUUUAAUUAUGAGGCGCUGGAGGUGAUGAGGGGAAGUAGUAUCGAUUGGUAUAACACGCAAUUUUAUUGCGGAUGGGGCGAUAUGAGUAAGACGGCCGGAUAUGAUAUGAUGAUGAUGAGGGGAUGGCCUGCACAUAAAGUCGUGGUGGGUAUGGUCACGAAUCCUGGAAAUGGUAGUGGCUGGGUUCCUUUUGAGAUAUUGCAAGAAGUCCUCAUCAAUCUGAAGUUGAGAUACCCAACAUUUGGUGGUGUGAUGGGUUGGGAGUAUUUCAAUUCUCUACCGGGGGACAGCGAUAGACCAUGGGAGUGGGCGGCUUGGAUGACCGGAGUUCUUGGCAAAUUGCCGAUAGCUGAGCCUUCUAACACAAGUGUUGUGGUGGAGAAGCAGAAACCGCUCGUGAGCAGGAAUGUGGAUGAAGAUCUCAAAGGGGAUGCACCUUUACCUUCGGAAUUUGAGUAUCAUUCCGAGGGCCUAGUAGAAAAUUAA
Sclerotinia borealis F-4128 is the source of this 1017-nucleotide messenger RNA. The record is from the annotation of a GenBank genome assembly. Lineage: Eukaryota; Fungi; Ascomycota; Leotiomycetes; Helotiales; Sclerotiniaceae.